CAGAGCAGUGACGUCACGCGGCCGCUCUCUGCUCCGUCUCUUCCGGGGGAGCUGAGUGAUCCGGCCGGCAGCUUGUGCUCGGAGUCUCCCUGCCUGCAGAAGCGGCCGGAGCGGGAAGUGCAGGCACCGCAGCGGCUAGUUCCAGAAGGACGUGUAAGAAACAUAGAAGAUCUUGAAUAAGUUCCAGCAAGCAUGGCGAGCAUCCUGAGAUCAGUAGCUACCAGCUGCACAAGUCCCCUGUUCAAUGGUGUAAUCUCUGUGAAGUUGCCGACUGUGAAGACGCCAUGUCUGCGGAUGUUUCGUACCCAUCAGGUUCUCUGGUGUCAGCAGCCAGUCAAACAAGGUAUCCCAUACAAACAGCUGACUGUGGGAGUUCCAAAGGAGAUCUUCCAGAAUGAGAAGAGAGUGGCGUUGUCUCCUGCCGGGGUCCAGGCCCUGGUUAAACAAGGCUUCAAUGUCAUAGUAGAGUCUGGCGCUGGCGAUGCUUCCAAGUUCUCUGAUGACCAUUAUAAAGAGGUCGGGGCCAAAAUCCAGGGGACAAAGGAAGUUUUGGCUUCAGACUUGGUUGUCAAAGUACGAGCACCAAUGCUCAACCCAGCACUGGGAGUUGAUGAAGUGGACCUCUUGAAACCAUCCUCCACCCUCAUCAGUUUUAUUUACCCCGCACAAAACUCUGAGCUGCUGAACAAACUUUCUGAGAAACAGUCAACUGUCUUGGCCAUGGACCAGGUGCCACGUGUCACCAUCGCACAGGGAUAUGAUGCUCUCAGCUCCAUGGCAAACAUUUCUGGUUAUAAAGCUGUUGUCUUGGCUGCUAACAACUUUGGGCGUUUCUUUACUGGUCAGAUCACCGCCGCAGGCAAGGUCCCACCUGCCAAGGUCCUAAUUAUCGGCGGUGGUGUCGCUGGCCUGGCUGCUGCAGGAGCUGCUAAAUCUAUGGGUGCCAUCGUUCGCGGAUUUGAUACCAGGGCUGCAGCUUUAGAGCAGUUUAAGUCUCUUGGGGCUGAACCUCUGGAGGUGCAUUUGAAGGAAUCGGGAGAGGGACAGGGCGGGUAUGCUAAAGAAAUGUCCAAGGAGUUUAUUGAAGCAGAGAUGAAGCUCUUCGCCAAGCAGUGUCAAGACGUGGACAUUAUUAUUACCACUGCCCUAAUUCCAGGUAAAAGAGCCCCCAUCUUGUUCCGGAAAGACAUGAUUGAGUUAAUGAAGGAAGGUUCGGUUGUGGUUGACCUUGCGUCAGAGGCCGGUGGAAACAUUGAGACUACCAAACCAGGGGAACUGUAUGUACAUAAGGGAGUGACACACAUCGGUUAUACAGAUUUACCAAGCCGAAUGGCCACACAAGCUAGCACGCUGUACUCCAACAACAUCAUAAAGCUGUUGAAGGCAAUCAGCCCAGACAAGGACAACUUCCACUAUGAGAUCAAGGAUCAGUUUGAUUAUGGAACCAUGGACCAUGUCAUCAGAGGAACAGUGGUCAUGAAGGAGGGGAGAACGAUCUUCCCAGCACCACCGCCGAAUAAUGUCCCAAUAGCAGCAGCACCUGUCAAACAUAAGAGCGUGGCCGAACUGCAAGCUGAAAAGGCGGCCUCCAUUUCUCCCUUUAGGAAGACCAUGACCAAUGCCACUGCGUACACUGCUGGCAUUAGCACCCUGUUAGGUCUUGGUAUUGCCUCUCCUCAUUCUGCCUUUACUCAGAUGGUGACUACCUUUGGCCUGGCUGGGAUUGUCGGGUACCACACUGUGUGGGGAGUCACGCCCGCCCUGCACUCCCCACUCAUGUCCGUAACUAAUGCUAUCUCAGGUCUGACUGCUGUCGGUGGGCUCGCUUUGAUGGGGGGUUCUUAUCUUCCCUCCAGCUCCUCUGACAUCCUUGCUGUACUUGCUGCAUUCGUGUCUUCCAUCAACAUUGCAGGUGGUUUCUUGGUGACACAGAGAAUGCUGGACAUGUUCAAGCGUCCUACCGAUCCUCCGGAAUACAAUUACCUGUACUUGCUCCCCGCGGGUACAUUUGUUGGGGGAUAUGCUGCUGCACUUAACAGUGGAUAUACUAUUGAGCAGAUGAUGUACCUGGGCUCUGGCUUGUGCUGCGUCGGUGCCCUGGCUGGCCUCUCCACUCAAGGCACUGCCCGUCUGGGUAACACACUGGGUAUGAUAGGAGUUGCUGGAGGAAUUGCAGCAACUUUAGGGGCCCUGAAGCCAAACCCAGAAUUGUUAGCCCAGAUGUCAGGAGCUAUGGCCCUUGGUGGCACUAUUGGUCUGACCAUCGCCAAGCGUAUCCAGAUCUCUGACCUGCCCCAGCUGGUGGCGGCCUUCCACAGCUUAGUCGGUCUGGCUGCUGUCCUCACCUGUGUAGCCGAGUACAUGAUUGAGUACCCACACUUUGCAACGGAUCCAGCUGCCAAUCUCACGAAGAUUGUGGCUUACCUCGGCACGUAUAUUGGCGGUGUCACUUUCAGCGGCUCUCUCGUGGCCUACGGAAAACUUCAAGGUGUCCUCAACUCUGCUCCCCUGCUGCUGCCAGGAAGACAUGCGUUGAAUGCUGGUUUACUUGCUGCCAGUGUUGGUGGUAUGAUCCCAUACAUGCUGGACCCAAGCUACACGACCGGCAUGACAUGCCUGGGCUCUGUGUCCGCCCUCUCUGCUGUUAUGGGCGUCACCCUGACGGCGGCCAUUGGUGGAGCUGACAUGCCUGUGGUCAUUACAGUGCUGAACAGUUAUUCUGGAUGGGCCCUGUGUGCUGAAGGAUUCCUGCUGAAUAACAACUUGCUGACCAUCGUUGGUGCUCUCAUUGGUUCCUCUGGAGCAAUCCUAUCUUACAUCAUGUGCGUGGCCAUGAACAGAUCGCUUGCUAAUGUGAUCCUCGGAGGCUUUGGAACCACAUCUACUGCUGGUGGCAAACCUAUGGAGAUCACUGGUACCCACACAGAAAUCAAUCUAGACAAUGCAGUCGAGUUGAUCCGAGAGUCAAAUAAUAUCAUCAUUACACCAGGUUAUGGUCUGUGUGCUGCUAAAGCGCAAUAUCCCAUUGCAGAUUUGGUGAAGAUGCUGAAAGAGCAGGGUAAACAUGUCAGGUUCGGUAUCCAUCCAGUGGCAGGACGUAUGCCUGGUCAGCUGAACGUACUUCUGGCAGAGGCUGGUGUACCAUAUGAUAUUGUACUGGAGAUGGAUGAGAUCAAUGAGGAUUUCCCUGAAACUGAUCUGGUUCUUGUGAUUGGUGCCAAUGACACAGUUAAUUCUGCUGCACAGGAAGAUCCCAACUCCAUCAUUGCUGGCAUGCCCGUCCUGGAAGUAUGGAAAUCUAAGCAGGUCAUUGUAAUGAAGAGGUCUCUGGGUGUUGGUUAUGCUGCUGUUGACAAUCCCAUCUUCUACAAGCCCAAUACCGCCAUGUUGUUGGGUGAUGCCAAGAAGACCUGUGAUGCUCUGCAGUCCAAAGUGCGGGAGUCCUACCAGUAAUAGAUGCUCCUUGUGAGCUUACUUUUUUUUUUUUUUAACUAAAGCUCUACCGGCCAGUGUUAACAGUUUUGAAAACCACCAGUUUUUUUAAAUAAUAGAACUUGGUAUUUUUAGACUGAGACCGGUACUAUAUGGCUGAAACAAACAGAAAUUGGAUUUGGUAUUUUGAGUCCUUGAUACCAAUUUUUGUAUGAGCCAAGAAGAGCCUUCCACUAUUGUACAUGAAAGCAAUCAAUGUUUUAUAUAUUUCUAAUUGUAGCAAACGACCUUUCUUAACAACAAUCAUUGUGCUUUGAAAAUGUGAAGACCGGAGCCCAUCUGAUGUUACAACAAUUUCUCCCAUUUUGUGAAACUGCAAUGGUCCCUUUAAUAAAAUCUUAAGUGGCACAAGA
Molecule: messenger RNA, 3845 nt
Organism: Bufo gargarizans (Asiatic toad)
Lineage: Eukaryota; Metazoa; Chordata; Amphibia; Anura; Bufonidae
Gene: NNT
Product: nicotinamide nucleotide transhydrogenase
Exons: 22
Coding region: 193-3453 (1086 amino acids)
Biological process (GO): proton transmembrane transport; NADPH regeneration
Cellular component (GO): mitochondrial inner membrane
Molecular function (GO): NADP binding; NAD binding
Source: RefSeq, a predicted model, not a curated record